AAAAGAGAGGCUGCAUUCUCAGACUGACACUUAUUCAACACUGCCACCUUAAGCAGAUUACUUUUGCGCUCGCCUGUGUCAAAUACGUGCUUCACUUUGCCUACAUCCAUUAUGUUUGGGAUGCUCCAGCACCACCUUCACCCCGGUGUUCUUUUCUUCUUCUUCUUAUGGCUAUGCCAUCUCAUGGAAGAUCAAAAAGUUCAAGCUGGAAACUGCUGGCUGCAGCAGGGGAAGAACGGGAGGUGCCAGGUGCUGUACAUGCCUGGGAUGACCCGAGAGGAGUGCUGUCGGAGCGGGAGACUGGGGACGUCCUGGACCGAGGAGGACGUCCCCAACAGCACGCUCUUUAGGUGGAUGAUCUUCAAUGGCGGAGCUCCUAAUUGCAUACCGUGCAAAGGUGGAGAAAGCUGCGAAAAUGUCGACUGCGGACCCGGUAAAAGGUGCAAGAUGAACAGGAAAGGUAAGCCGCGCUGCGUCUGCGCUCCAGACUGCUCCAACAUCACCUGGAAAGGUCCGGUGUGCGGCUCAGACGGCAAGACCUACAAAGAUGAAUGCGGACUCCUGAAGGCGAAAUGCAAAGGCCAGCCCGACCUGGACGUGCAGUACCAAGGAAAAUGCAAAAAAACCUGCCUCGGUGUCCUGUGCCCGGGAACCACCACCUGCGUCGUGGACCAGACUAACAACGCAUACUGUGUGACGUGUAAUCGGAUUUGCCCCGACGUGGCGUCGUCUCAGCACUACCUGUGUGGGAACGACGGGAUCACCUACGCCAGCGCCUGUCACUUGAGAAAGGCCACCUGUCUCUUGGGCAGGUCGAUCGGUGUGGCAUAUGACGGAAAAUGCAUCAAGGCCAAGUCAUGUGAGGACAUCGAGUGCAGCGCAGGGAAGAAGUGUCUGUGGGACGCUCGGAUGAGCCGGGGUCGCUGCUCGCUCUGCAACGAGUCCUGUCCGGAGAGCAGGACGGACGAGUCGGUGUGCGCCAGCGACAACACCACAUAUCCCAGCGAAUGUGCCAUGAAGCAGGCUGCUUGUUCUAUGGGGGUGUUGCUGGAAGUCAAGCACACAGGAUCUUGCAACUGUAAGUAAGAAAACAAAAAGUGAAAUAUGAAACAAGAGAAAUAAAACUCCUCCUCCCCCCACCCCAUCCAAGCAAGAGACAAUGUUCCCUGUUUGUUUUUCCAAAACAAAUACCCUCUCCUGAAAGUGUCCCUUCAUCCCAACUCUUCCCAUGUUUCCCUCACCAGCUACAUCACUCCAGCUAUAGGAAGCAGAAAGGACUUGGAAAUGGAAGAACUUGCAUGACUUUUGUCUUUGUCGCUGAUUUUUUUGUUCUUGUGUUCUUGAUUUUUUUUUCUCGCAUUUUUAAAGUAUUUUUUGGAAAGCAAGUUAAGAGAAAAGUGACUGAACGAUUUAAUCCUAUGUAAGUUGUCGCUAAAAGCCUGGGAGGAAAGAUAAUCUUAUCAAAUAAGCUCAAACACUAGAAGAGACCUAGUUUGCUUGCUGUGGCGCAACCCCAGAGCUGGCCCAAGGCGUAAGGGAACUGAGUUGCUGCUGAGGACAUCCAGGCCAGCAGGAGGCUCUCAAGAGAGUCUCAGUUUGCUUUGAUGUUUGAACUUUGGAUCUGGGACUGAAAUAACACCCAAUUUAACUAUGUUCCAGCUACAAGUUUGAAAACCAGUUAAAGUUGCUAAUUGUUGUAUUAACAGGGUAACAAUGGAAGAGCGUAACGCUGCCCAGUUUAAUAUUGUAAAGUGCUGUAACUUUAUUCAAUUUUAACCUUAAUGAUGAUGUCAUUUAAAAGACCAUUACAUGUGCUUUCAAAUGCAUUUGUUUUGACAUAUAAUAUAUUGCAUAAAUAUACCUCAUAUUUGAGGUGACAUGUCGGUCAGUGGGUAAUGGUCUUAGCUGUAAGUGGGCUCCCAACUCACAUUCUGCAUUGGGCUCCUAAAACCUUUGGCCAGCUCUGGAAUAUCCUGAAACUUAAAGCUAGUUAGAGUCGUAGUCAUACUAGUCGCCUGCAGAAGCAGGAAGCCUUAAAUUUCAUGCAGUAUCUCAUCUUAGAGAUCACAUUACUACAGCUUGUAAAUUCCAUGCUCGCACUGCUUGAUUCUUAGAAACCUUUUUUCUUUAUGAUGUUUUUCUUUUUAUUGCUUUUGACUGUAAUCAAUCAAACGCCCUAGAAAUAUUAGCUCACAACAAGCAAAAGGUGAUUGUAACAUUGGUGUUGCAUAAAAAAGAACCUUAAAGAAGAUCAUUUGGACACUCAGAAACCUGAAAUAUCUAACGUACAUUCCAGUUUCCGAAUAUUUGGGAAUGUUCUUUUUUUCUUCUUAGUUUCUUUCACCUGAAAAAAUCACUUAAGUCGUAUUUAAAGUAUGUAUUGGACUGGUGACCAACUUUAUGAUCACCUUGUGAGCUAAUUACAAAUGUGAUUUGUUACUGUAAACAGGAGAAGCUGUUUUUUUAGCUGGCUUUUACUGUCUGCACUGUUGUAAUUAAAGAAAAUGUAUCAGAUAUUUUACAUCCACUUUAAGAUAAUGAGGGACCCUUCUUUUUUUUGUAUUGCCGUUCUUGCGCUUGCUUGCGUGCUUUUUUUUUCUUCAAAAAUGUAAAUCUAUGUAUAAAAGCAGAAGAAAAUACCUCAGAACUGUGUUAAUUACAUUUAAUGCGUUGGCCACAGCCCUGGACAUUUGCACCCUGACCUUCCAUCUUAAUCAGAAAAAAAAACUAAGCAAAUUGGAGAGCAUGGAGAUCAGAAGAACACAUUUUUUUGGCAUUAUAUGUGUUUUUGCUUUUCAAGAUUCUGCCAAAAACAGAACAGAGCUACUGGAACAUCAUCCCCAGUGUCCUUAUAUCUGUAUAUCCCUCCUUGUGAUUCCCCUUUCAACCUUUUUUACCCCGUUCUGUGGCACUGACUUGCUUGAUUAUAUAAAUGGACAUUGUAUAAUUGGUGAUUCUUGCAGCCAAGUAACACAGACUCUUUUCAUAAAAGUGACCAUUUAAACAACAACUAACAAACAUAAAAAAAAGUGUAAGACAUUUUGUUGUGAACCUUUUUGACAUUCACUGAUAUAUUCUGCGCUGUUGUGAUCCGUAUUCAUACAACAGCUACCAUGUAUUCUCCCAUUUAGCCAUUUCAGAAGACCAGGAGGAGGAUGAGGAAGAUGGGGACUCAGACUACAAGGCCUAUGUCCAUUUAUCUUCUCUACUGGAUGGAUAAGCUCCCAUCAGUAUAGAGGGGGGAACUUUUCUUAGGACAAGGAAUCAUGUCCAUACUGUACAUUAUGUGUAUGCUUAUUUAUUUUUUAAUGAAAAAAGGAAGUAUACAUAUAGUUCAGUCUGCUAGAUGUUUAUUUAUACUGUUUUUGUGUUUUAUAAUUUAUACAUUUACAUUGUCCAGGCUUUCACUUAUCAUCAUAUAUUCCCCCCAUUUUUGUUGUUGUUAUUUUACUUCCCUUUUUUACCAUGAAGAAUUAUAUCUGUCCAAAGAAAAACAGUGUUAUUUAUUUGUCAUUUUACCAUGUAAGUAUAAGUCAUCUACAAGCUGUAAAUUGCAUUCCCUGAGCUGUAAAAAACCUGCUUGUUUCUGUCAAAUCUCUAUCACAGAUGUUUAUGUCACACAUACGUAAAUGCAUGUUUAGGCUGUGUGUUUAUUUAUUGGGUAUAUAUAUCAAUCAUUUUAUGUACAUAGUUUUUUUUUUGCUUGUUUAGAGCUAUCAUAACUGACCAAAGGGGUUCUCUCACUGGUUUGAGCAUUGCAAAUGGUGCAGGAAUGAAAUGGAAAAGAAAAAAGAGAGCCAAUUGUGUUUCUUUUCUCGUACUUAGAAUAUUUUCAUUGUGGUUUCAGUCCUUUAGAUUUCUUUUUAAGACCUGAAAACAUGAUUCCACAGCAUUUUUGUAGUCUCACAACUCUGAAGCACAGUCAAGAUUUUGGACAAUACUUGAUCAUUUUGGAAACAAUGUGCCAUUAACAUUUGUGAACUGUCUUCUUGCCAACGUGCUCCGUAUUGCUCUCACAGAGUGACAGUAGGAUUACUUCUCUGCAGUACUCUACUUUGUACCAGACUGCUUUACCUUGUUUAUUUUUCCGUUUUUCCCCUCUGACUGCAUUUUUUUUAUUUUCAAACAUCACUAGAGAAAUACAAAAUUCUGUUAUGAAUAUAUAGUUUUGUAUUUUUAUGUAAAUGUCAUAUGUACAUACAAAGUUUGAUGGUAUUUGUACAGAUAUGAGGAGUGAAACAAUAAAAUCUUUUCCUUAUAA
Molecule: messenger RNA, 4261 nt
Organism: Xiphophorus couchianus (Monterrey platyfish)
Lineage: Eukaryota; Metazoa; Chordata; Actinopteri; Cyprinodontiformes; Poeciliidae
Gene: fsta
Product: follistatin a
Exons: 5
Coding region: 112-1086 (324 amino acids)
Biological process (GO): regulation of BMP signaling pathway; multicellular organism development; cell differentiation
Cellular component (GO): extracellular region
Molecular function (GO): protein binding; collagen binding; activin binding
Source: RefSeq, a predicted model, not a curated record